This is a messenger RNA of Cydia pomonella (codling moth), 1744 nucleotides long. RefSeq names its product zinc finger protein 664-like. Gene Ontology annotation, molecular function: DNA-binding transcription factor activity; zinc ion binding; RNA polymerase II cis-regulatory region sequence-specific DNA binding. Gene Ontology annotation, biological process: regulation of transcription by RNA polymerase II. Lineage: Eukaryota; Metazoa; Arthropoda; Insecta; Lepidoptera; Tortricidae. Bases 593 to 1744 code for a protein of 383 amino acids. The record is from RefSeq and is a predicted model, not a curated record. Gene Ontology annotation, cellular component: nucleus. The transcript has 8 exons.
AUAAUAAUAUCUUUUUACUUUAAAAUUAACUGGGGGAUAUAUAUUCUGACCUAAUUCACGUUUUAAAGUAAGAAACAAACUGGUUCUGAAUUAACUAACGUCAGUUUAUUAACCUGACCAAAACAUUAAUAAACAGCCGAUUUCCACGAUCUUUUUAGGGUUAAAAAAUGUAUGUACCAUUGACCCCUGCCAUCUUGUAUUGAACUGAUUCAACUUGUCAUUGUCUAUCUCUUUUCUUCGUUUAAUUUUUAGCAAGUUUUUUUAUUACGUUUUGUUCCGAAAAAGGCAUAUUUUUACAGGCACUGUAUAUGAUCUCAAUUUAGUAAAUAGUCAGUUAAAAUCAUUGGAAACGUAUCAUUACUAGCGAUAUGUUUUCAUAAUUGCCAAAUUAUCGUUUUCCCUUUCACUCGUUAUCUCCCCCACCCACCCGUGUGUUCUUUGUUUUCGAUUCGUCGACGUCGAUUUCCCCUUAGCUGUUUCGCAAGCAAGCAGUACACUGUGCAGUGUAGUGCGAUACAUAGUGAGCUGUGUGUUCAAUUUUAAAGUUACAAUUUUAGUGGCAAGGACGAAAUCAACGCAAUAGCCAGCCAAAAUGGCUGCUGCUAACAAACCUUUGCAAUUUGAUAAAAUAUGUCGGGCGUGCUUACAAAUCAAGAAAGACAUGAGGCCUUUAUUCGAGCAACUUACUGCUACGAUGCUGAUGGGAAUAUCUAAAGUGCAGGUAUCCGUCGGUGACGGCCUGCCUUCUCAGCUGUGCCUUCAGUGCGUGCACCAGAUCUCCCGCUGCCACGCCUUCAAGGAGCUCGUGGAACGGAACGACGUAACUUUACGCGAGCACGCGAAAAACGUCGCUGAGGAGGCGCGUAACAAUGAGGACAAAGUCUUGGGCCUGGUGCCGGACGCCGCCCAGUACAUCCAGUACAUAGAGCUACCGAUAAACAACACGCCGCAGCUGCUGGAGGGACUGUUUGAACCACUGCCCGAGAAACAGGAGUUCGUUGAUCCCAACAAGCAGAUUGACACAUCACAGCCGAACAAAGAAGAAUCUGGCCUCAACUCAGACGAAGAAAACUACCUCCAACUAGUAGUCUUCCAAGCCACAUCAUCAGUCGCCCCAGGCCGUCACGUGUGUAACCUCUGCCACAAGGAGUUCAAACACGCACGCUGGUUGAAACUACACAUGCGGUCUCACUCUAACUGGAUCAAGGCUAAUUGCAAGAAGCCGCCGAUGUGCCCCAUCUGCGAGAGGACUUUCAAGGGUCCAGGCAUGCUGAAAAUGCACAUGCGGACACACGAGCAGCGGCCGCCCAAGCAGCCAACAUGCUCGGUCUGCCAACGGAACUUCCCCACCAAAACCCUGUUGUACAGACACCGGCAGACCCACUUUGAACAGAAGACACACCAGUGCUCAGUUUGUGAGAAAAGGUUCUACAGCGGCUACGCGCUACGGUCGCACAUGGCGCGGCACCGCGGCGAGCGGCCCUACGUGUGCUCCAUGUGCUCGAAGAGCUUCUACAACCCGACUGACUUAAAGGUACAUUUCCGCCUCCACACCGGCGAGAAGCCCCUAAAGUGCUCCGAAUGCAACAAGACCUUCCGCCGCCACUCCACGCUCUGCCAACACAUGAAGAAACACAGAGGCAUCCGUAACCACGUGUGCAAUGUGUGCAACAAGGCCUUCUACGAGGUGUCCAAGCUUAAUGCGCACAUGAGGGUUCAUACUGGUAAGCUACAGAUCCUUUAG